Miniopterus natalensis is the source of this 5212-nucleotide messenger RNA. The record is from RefSeq and is a predicted model, not a curated record. Lineage: Eukaryota; Metazoa; Chordata; Mammalia; Chiroptera; Miniopteridae.
CCUGUGACGAGCCAGCGAUGUGGAAACCGUCACCCCCAUUUUACAGAUGUAAGGGUUCGGGCUUCAGGCAGCCUCAGUGACUUGACAGGUCUCAGUACGUAAGUGGUGGAGAUGGAUCUGGACCUCACAACAUUUAACAACAACAACAAGAAGAAGCUUCCCCCCCCCAUCUUUGUUGAAUUCCUCAGAUGCAUCUUGAUUUUUGUUACUUCUGUGCUUGAAAACCUUGCGAUAUCUCCAUCACCUUGAGAAUAAAGUUCAUAUUGGACAUUCAGGUUUCCAUAUAACUGGGCCCCUUGCCUACACUUCCAGCUUAUUUCGCCCUGUUUUGUUUUGGCCCUACCACUGUUUUCUGUGGAUAGCCUUCACCUUCCCGUUCACUCUGUUCCCCUUCCCAUGCUUUAGUCCUGCAUUCCAUCCUUCGAGGCCCCUUGCAAGUCUAGGUCAACAGAGCAGGAGCAGACUGGGUCCUCUCCCCUUAGGUGUCUCUUAUCUUCUAGAUGCCUCGUGGUCCUUUGCCCUGAUGUCACCGAAAGCUUUCUGCUCUCCUUCCCCCUUUAUACCCUUCACAUGUGGUCUUUCCUCUCACCAUCACUGGAUUACUCAUUUCUUUGUAAAUGUUUUGUCUCUAACUGGACUGCUAGCAGCUUGAGGUAUGGGCCCAAAUCUGAUUAAUUGUGGUCCCCAGAGUGUCUGGCACUGUAGCACCUACAUACAUACUUACAGUAGUGAGUAGUCCAGGAAUGUGGGAGUCCUGUCAGCCCCCAUCUGGUCUUUGAGUACAUUGAAUAUUUAUUGCCAGGCACUGUGGGAGACUGCAAGAAUCACCCCUAAAGAGAGGUGUUACCCUUUUAGAGUAAAAUUGGGGCAAUUAAAAUGUAAAUAGAUGAGAUGAGUCUUCUCACUCUGUAACCCACUCAGAGUGGCUGAGGAAUUUCUAGGAAUAUCCAAAAUUUAGUAAGACCAGGCAUAGUCUCCAGGAUAUGCCUGGCUAGGACAUAUCUAAAAUAUAGCCAAGUCUGAUAUUCGUGUGUCAGUGAGGCACCGUUCAACUGUAAGGGAACAGUCAGAGAAGUGCUUCCCCCAAAUGUUAGGGACUUGGGGUCAAACAAGUUUGGGGAAACUGCAUACUGUAUACUCCUUUUUGGAGGUCACACUGAAUGUUACCUUAUUAAAGGCUCCCAGAGGUCUUGCAUUGAAGAAAUCAAUUGACUGUUUAACUGACAUUCCAGCAUUUCUCUUAACUAUCUGUCUCUAAAACCCUUUUUGGGAACCCCAUGUGUAUUUUGUAGAAACCAAGAAGCAUGCUUUUGGAAAUGCUGCAACAGAGGAUAGACACGGUCACAGUGUCUUCCUGUCAGGGAGAAGACAUUCUGAGCAUUCUUACCUCCUUGCCAAGUGUUCGUUCUUGCUUUGGGGAGGAGCUGAGUAGGGGAAUGUUUUAAGCAGAACUGCUUCCUUGUUCCUUUUUUGAGCUUAUUUUUAUUAUAAUUUGGCUUCACAUAAAAUAUUCCCAGAGAGGGACCUGACCUUGCCAAAGCAAGCAUUCUCUUUUUCUCCUUGGUGAUUGUGUUUUCCAUUUUGAUCAUAUUUAGGUUUGUUGACCAAAUGAUGUUUCUGGGCCUUUGAAGCUGUGGGCCAGUGAUAAAUUCUCCCUGGUGAGCCUGUUGCUGUCUCCUCCACUUCUUGUCUGUGCUGUUUUUUUUACCUACCCCUUGCUUCUGCUGUUCUUGUAUCUAUCCAUCCCUUUUAUCUCUCGUCAAGUCUGUUUCUUCCAGACACUGCCACAACUGUCUGGCUUUUUGAAUUUAAUCUAAUCUGCCCUCUCUUUGAGCCCUCUGCCCAUUAUGUGCUUCACACUGGUUUAUUAUCUGCUGUCCUAUUCCUCCAAUAUAUGAAACUCUUCAGGCCAUACCUGGGAGAGAUUGAUGACAAGAAGUAAGUUAUUAAACUGUAGAAGGGAGCCACCUUUAAUUAAAAGAUUUUUAGGUUUAACCGCAACUUCUUUUAAAUAUCGAAGUUCUUUUAUUCUGCCUUCUAUAACUUAGAGAGCUGUGUUCUUGGUGCUACAUUGUAGUUUAGCCAAAGACACUAUUUCUUUUAUGGGAAAUCAGAGUGCUCAUCCAAGGGUGAAAUUGUUUUCCCCAUGUAGGGAAAAUAAUGAGGUACCUGCCUGGUGAAAUUCUAUUAUCUGGUGCUGAUGUCAGCCAACAUUUGAGGCAUAGUGUUCUAUCAAUAGCUUAAAGCAUUUUUUUUUUUUUUUUAAGGUUGACUCUCAGGUUUGUUGUCAAAGCUUUUUUUUAAAAAAGGUACAUUAUUUGGUUAGCAGUUGUUUUGCAACUCAUAUUUGACUGAAGCCAUUCAGUGAUCCAAAAGCCCACAAAACAACUUUCUGAAGUUGUGACAGUCAGGGAAACCAAGGCUCCAAGAAGGUUAUAGCUAGUAAGUGGCAGAGCUGGUACUUGAACCCUAAAGUUUGAUUUGUUGAUAUAUAUUUAAUCUGUAAUUUUUCCUUCUCCCAGGUCAAAAAGUAAAAUGAAGUACAUUCUGGUUACUGGUGGUGUUAUAUCAGGAAUUGGAAAAGGAAUCAUUGCCAGCAGUGUGGGCACAAUCCUGAAGUCAUGUGGUUUACAUGUAACUUCAAUUAAAAUUGACCCGUAUAUUAACAUUGAUGCAGGAACAUUCUCUCCUUAUGAGCAUGGUGAGGUUUUUGUGCUGGAUGAUGGUGGAGAAGUUGACCUUGACCUGGGUAACUAUGAGCGUUUCCUUGACAUCCGCCUCACCAAGGACAAUAAUCUGACCACUGGAAAGAUAUACCAGUAUGUCAUUAACAAGGAACGCAAAGGUGACUACUUGGGGAAAACCGUCCAAGUUGUCCCUCAUAUCACAGAUGCAAUCCAGGAGUGGGUAAUGAGACAGGCAUUAAUACCUGUGGAUGAAGACGGCCUAGAACCUCAAGUGUGUGUUAUUGAGCUCGGUGGAACAGUGGGAGAUAUAGAAAGCAUGCCCUUUAUUGAGGCCUUCCGCCAGUUCCAAUUCAAGGUCAAAAGAGAGAACUUUUGUAAUAUUCACGUCAGUCUAGUUCCUCAGCCAAGUUCAACAGGAGAACAGAAGACUAAACCCACCCAGAAUAGUGUUCGGGAACUCAGAGGCCUUGGGCUUUCCCCAGAUCUGGUUGUGUGCAGGUGCUCAAAUCCUCUUGACACAUCAGUGAAGGAGAAAAUAUCCAUGUUCUGCCAUGUUGAGCCUGAACAAGUGAUCUGUGUCCACGAUGUCUCAUCCAUCUACCGAGUCCCCUUGUUAUUAGAGGAGCAGGGAGUUGUAGAUUAUUUUCUUCGAAGACUUGACCUUCCCAUUGAGAGGCAGCCACGAAGAAUGCUGAUGAAGUGGAAAGAGAUGGCGGACAGAUAUGAUCGCUUGCUGGAGACCUGCUCUAUUGCCCUUGUGGGCAAGUACACCAAGUUCUCAGACUCAUACGCCUCUGUCAUUAAGGCCCUGGAGCAUUCCGCGCUGGCCAUCAACCACAAGUUGGAAAUCAAGUACAUUGAUUCCACAGACUUGGAGCCAAGCACCUUGCAGGAGGAGCCCGUGCGCUACCACGAAGCCUGGCAGAAGCUCUGCAGCGCUCAUGGAGUGCUGGUUCCGGGGGGAUUUGGUGUUCGAGGGACGGAAGGAAAAAUCCAAGCUAUCUCCUGGGCUCGAAAACAGAAGAAGCCUUUUUUGGGCGUGUGCCUAGGUAUGCAGUUGGCAGUGGUUGAAUUUUCAAGAAAUGUGCUGGGAUGGCAAGAUGCCAAUUCUACAGAGUUUAACCCCAAUACCAGUCAUCCUGUGGUCAUAGACAUGCCAGAGCACAAUCCUGGGCAGAUGGGCGGAACCAUGCGGCUGGGCAAGAGGAGAACCCUGUUCCAGACCAAGAAUUCCGUCAUGAGGAAACUCUACGGAGAUCCAGAUUACUUGGAAGAGAGGCACCGCCACAGAUUUGAGGUGAAUCCAGUCUUGAAAAAGUGUCUGGAGGAGCAGGGCUUGAAGUUUGUUGGCCAGGAUGUUGGAGGAGAGAGAAUGGAAAUUGUGGAGUUGGAAGAUCACCCCUUUUUUGUCGGCGUUCAGUACCACCCUGAGUUCCUGUCCAGACCUAUCAAGCCAUCCCCACCGUACUUUGGGCUCCUCCUCGCCUCUGUGGGGAGGCUCCCGCAUUACCUCCAGAAAGGCUGCAGGCUCUCGCCCAGGGACACCUACAGUGACAGAAGCGGAAGCAGCUCCCCUGACUCCGAGAUCACUGAAUUGAAGUUUCCAUCAAUAAAUCAUGACUGAUGGUAAUCAGGGUGAUUCUUCAAGACAGCCUUCAGACUUUGGAAGUUUACGGCUUUGAUUUUACACUCGGCUUUUGACACUUCCUUUAAAUUAUGUUUUUAUUAAGGAUAUUUUAUUAUGGGGGAAAGGCAUUUGGAAGACUCUGUGACUUGCAUGUCCCAUCAUGUGCAUAGACUCCUACACGGCGUGCUGCUUGGUGUUGGCACUCACCUUUUCAGUCCCCCAGCCUCAGAUGGAGCAGGAAGUCUGGACAGGAGCGGUGACCGACGGGGCUGCUGCAGUGUCCAGCAGGCACCUCAUUUCUGCACCUACGUCGAGUCAUUGUGGAUUCGAGUGUGUGGCUCUCACUUCCCCAAGGAGGCCUAGACCGCUCUCAAGAGCAUGCCGCACGCACGUACGGAGGGUAAUUUUAGCUAAUGCUUACAACGCUUGGUGCUGGUGACCUGAGGGCUUGCUGCCAAGAACAGUGAAACCAGAAACGAGGCCUCGGCACUGCCCUGCGCUGCGGGGACUCAGUGCCAACUGUGGCUGGUACUCACUGUCCAGGGGGACGGUCAGUUUGGUGUCAUAUGAAUGGCAGGAAGUCUGUGUCUCUCUGAAGCACGAUUUGAGAUCCCCGUCCUCUGGCUGGGCUUCUCUCCUGGGGCUGGGAAGUGCUCCUUGUAUCAAGGGGUCACUCAAAAAAGAACAGCCUCUUGGGGAAGCUGCCUCUAAAACCCUCUCACAUCCAGACAGCUUUGCUUGAGGGACUUCCUCCCGGACGGCGUACGCAGGUGAAAGGCAAGAUGGAAAUCUAUUUUCUUUACGUGACGUAACAAUAGGCACAGCUGUGUGCCCCUUAUAUUCUGGCUGGACUCGAUGUAAACUCUAACUUAAGAAAUAAAUAAUGCAGAACGAGACA